Messenger RNA from Fusarium verticillioides 7600, 462 nucleotides. RefSeq lists its product as hypothetical. The record is from RefSeq and is a predicted model, not a curated record. The transcript has a single exon. NCBI's taxonomy places the organism in Eukaryota, Fungi, Ascomycota, Sordariomycetes, Hypocreales, Nectriaceae. Bases 1 to 462 code for a protein of 153 amino acids.
AUGUUGGUAUUAUGGACAUUGAAGAAGUGUAGGAAAGGAGAGACACAUACCGCGAUCCCAAUUUCCAUCUUGGACACGACAGCCAUAACACCAUCUCUCAAGAUGAAUGGAUUCGAUCCAGGGAGCAGACGAGAUGAUUUCAUAGAGAGUCAUUGGAGAUAUGUUUGGAUAGUAUUCUCUUCGAAUUACCAGCCCAGCGAUGGCAUCAACGUUGGGCAGACUCAUGGCCCCCUGUGUCGGGAAAGAAGUUCUGUCGAAGCUAGCAGAGUGUCUUCCCAUGAAGAAAGGACCAUAAUAGACCCAAAAGUCGAGCACCUCCGCAAGACGUGGGUCAAGGGUGCGGGAACGGUCCAGAGCGUAGUGCUGGGAGGCGCCAAUUUGAUUAUGAGUGUCAGUGACGCGCCUUGCGCGAUUAGAGACAAUACCCAGCUCCACUGUAACACGACAUGCCUUCUAUCUUGA